Neomonachus schauinslandi (Hawaiian monk seal) is the source of this 2615-nucleotide messenger RNA. It is a transcript of the gene TLR4, whose product is annotated as toll like receptor 4. Bases 4 to 2505 code for a protein of 833 amino acids. Gene Ontology annotation, molecular function: protein binding; lipopolysaccharide binding; lipopolysaccharide immune receptor activity. NCBI's taxonomy places the organism in Eukaryota, Metazoa, Chordata, Mammalia, Carnivora, Phocidae. The record is from RefSeq and is a predicted model, not a curated record. The transcript is spliced from 3 exons. Gene Ontology annotation, cellular component: membrane. Gene Ontology annotation, biological process: inflammatory response; defense response to Gram-negative bacterium; toll-like receptor signaling pathway.
AGAAUGAUGUCUCCUACCUGCCUGGCUGGGAUGCUGAUCCCAGCCAUGGCCUUCCUCUCCUGCCUGAGACCCGAGAGCUGGGAGCCUUGUGUGCAGGUGGUUCCUAACAUUACUUACAAAUGCAUGGAGCUGAAUCUCGACAAAAUCCCCAACAACAUCCCCACAUCAACCAAGAAACUGGACCUGAGCUUUAACCCCCUGAGGCAUUUAGGCAGCCAUAGCUUCUCCAGCUUCCCAGAACUGCAGGUGUUGGAUUUAUCCAGGUGUGAAAUUCGGAUAAUUGACGAUGAUGCAUAUCAGGGCCUAAACCACCUCUCCAUCUUGAUAUUGACAGGAAACCCUAUCCAGAGGUUAUUCCCAGGAGCCUUUUUUGGACUCUCAAGUUUACAGAAACUGGUGGCCGUGGAGACAAACCUACAAUCUCUAGAGGACUUCCCCAUUGGACAUCUCAAAACUUUGAAGGAGCUUAAUGUGGCUCACAAUCUUAUCCAUUCCUUCAAGUUACCUGAAUAUUUUUCUAACAUGCCCAACCUGGAGUACUUGGAUCUUUCCAAUAACAAGAUCCAAAAUAUUUAUCAUGAAGACUUGCAGGUUCUACAUCAAAUGCCUCUUCUCAACCUUUCUUUAGACUUGUCCCUGAACCCUUUAUACUUUAUCCAACCAGGUGCCUUUAAAGAAAUUAAACUCCGUGAACUGACUUUGAGAAGUAAUUUUAAUAGUACAGAUGUAAUGAAAACUUGUAUUCAAGGUCUGGCUGGUUUAAAGAUCCAUCAGUUGGUUCUGGGAGAAUUUAAAAAUGAAAGGAACUUGGAAAGCUUUGACAAAUCUCUCCUGGAGGGACUGUGCAAUUUGACAAUUGAAAAAUUCCGGAUAGCAUACUUUGAUGAUUUUUCAGAGGAUACUACUGACUUAUUUAAUUGUUUGGUAAAUGUUUCUACAAUUUCUCUGGUGCAUCUGUCUUUAAAGAGGCCAAAAUACCUUCCUAAAAAUCUCAGAUGGCGACGGUUGGAAAUGGUUAACUGUGGAUUUGAAGAAUUUCCCACAUGGGAGCUGGACUCUCUCAAGGAGUUUGUUCUCACUGACAACAAAGGCGUGAGCCCUUUUACUGAGAUGAAGCUAGAAAGCCUCGAGUUUCUAGAUCUCAGUAGAAAUGGCCUGAGUUUCAAGGGUUGCUGUUCUCACUCUGAAUUGGGGACAAGCAGACUGAAGCAUUUAGAUCUGAGCUUCAAUGAUAUUAUUACCAUGAGUUCAAACUUCUUGGGCUUAGAACAACUAGAAUAUUUAGAUUUCCAGCGUUCCAAUUUGAAACAGGCCAGUGAUUUUUCAGUAUUCCUAUCUCUCAGAAACCUCCGUUACCUUGAUAUUUCUUAUACUCACACCCAAGUUGUCUUCCAGGGCAUCUUUGAUGGCUUGGUCAGCCUCCAAGUCUUGAAAAUGGCUGGCAAUUCUUUUCAGAACAACUUCCUUCCAAAUAUUUUCAAAGACCUGACCAACUUGACCAUUCUAGACCUCUCUAGGUGUCAGCUGGAACAGGUAUCCCCGGUGGCAUUUGGCUCACUUCCUAAACUUCAGUUGAUAAAUAUGAGUCAUAACAACCUCUUGUCAUUGGAUACACUCCCUUAUGAACCUCUCCUCUCCCUCCAAAUUCUGGAUUGCAGUUUUAACCGAAUAGUGGCCUCCAAGGAGCGAGAAUGGCAGCGUUUUCCAAGUAAUCUAGUUUCCUUAAAUCUUACUCAGAAUGACUUUGCUUGUGUUUGUGAACACCAGAAUUUCCUGCAGUGGGUCAAGGACCACAGGCAGCUCUUGGUGGAAACUGAACAAAUGGUGUGUGCAAAACCUUUGGACAUGCAGGGCAUGCCCAUGUUGAGUUUUAGGAAUGCCACCUGUCAGAGGAGCAAGACUAUCAUUAGUGUGUCAGUGUUCACUGUGCUCACGGUUUCUCUGGUAGCAGUUUUGGUGUAUAAGUUCUAUUUCCACCUGAUGCUUCUUGCUGGCUGCAAAAAGUACAACAGAGGCGAAAGCACCUAUGAUGCCUUCGUUAUCUACUCAAGCCAGGAUGAAGACUGGGUGAGGAAUGAACUGGUAAAGAACUUGGAGGAGGGGGUACCCCCUUUUCAGCUCUGCCUUCACUACAGAGACUUUAUUCCUGGGGUGGCCAUAGCUGCCAACAUCAUCCAGGAAGGUUUCUACAAAAGUCGGAAAGUUAUUGUCGUGGUGUCCCAACACUUCAUCCAGAGUCGGUGGUGCAUCUUUGAGUAUGAGAUUGCCCAGACCUGGCAGUUUCUUAGCAGUCGUGCCGGCAUCAUCUUCAUUGUCCUGCAGAAGGUGGAGAAGUCCCUACUGCGGCAGCAGGUGGAACUGUAUCGCCUUCUCAGCAGGAACACUUACCUGGAGUGGGAAGACAGUGUCCUGGGACGGCACAUCUUCUGGAGACGACUCCGAAAAGCCUUGCUGGAUGGUAAACCGUGGAGUCCAGAAGGAAUGGCAGAUGCAGAAAACAGCUAACAUGAAACAGUAACCUCUGCCUGGGGAGGAAAAGCUCCCGUGGUGCUCCUUGCCCAGAUGGACCCCGUACUUGUUCAGUUAACGAGUAUUAAAUGCUGCGACAUACCUGG